AUGGUGUCGAGUACGCCUGUACGGCGCAGGAUCAGCCGUGCUUGCGACCAGUGCAAUCAAUUGAGGACCAAAUGCGAUGGAAGGAGCCCUUGCGCGCAUUGCAGUGAGUAUGGCCUUACAUGCGAAUAUAUACGCGUUCAGCGAAAACGUGGCAAAGCAUCUCGGAAAGAGGUGGCCGUAGAGCAGCCUACGGGGAAUGCCCACAAUAGGUCAGUUAGCGAUUCAGGCGCGGGAGGAAAUGUCAAGAGACAAGAAGAACAGGCACAUCAGCCUCCGUCGCUGCCAGAACUCCAUGCGGGACCAGCGCAGGUGCUGCUUUCCAUGCAGGCUAGCCAGAGUAAUGUCCAGCUUCCGGAUUUAUCAAUUCAGCGAUCCAUGCACUAUGCGAAAUCGACCCAGGAGGCUCCUCAGCCAGCCGCCCUCAAUGCUGGCACCGGUCUGGAUAACAUCAACCGGCUUGAUCAGAUUCAGAAUCAUGGUGGUGUCGGUGUCGGAACAAGCGUUAACUCGAACCCGAACUCAAACUCACUCCCGAGCUUUGAUAACUUCCGCAGCAUGUCAUCGAAUAGCGAGUUUCUAACCAAUUUCGGGGGCCCUGGACCGCGUUCCACCGCCUCCGGGGACUCGGGCGGUGCUUACAACACGGCUGGCUUCCGCGAAAGUCCUGCCCCUCAAGGAGGGACCGUGACAACGAUGGGCUUUGAAGCCGACACAAUGCGACCCAUGCCCAAUUACUUUCCAUCUCCCCCGGCGAUGAACUCCCCAGGUUGGUUUGUUCCAUCGCCCUCCGCAGCGCUAUACACGACCAAUCGAGGCAUAACGCCUCCGCAGCCAGUACGGUACCCGGUUUUACAGCCUCUCUUGCCUCAUCUUGGCAACUUGAUACCGACGAACUUGGCAUGCGAGCUGCUGGAUGUGUAUUUCCAGAGCACAUCAUCCGCGUACAUGCAACCACAGUCCCCGUAUGUGGUCGGCUUCGUCUUCCGCAAAAAGUCAUUGCUGCGGCAGUCGAAUCCCAGGAUGUGCUCCCCCGCCCUGCUAGCUAGUAUGCUCUGGAUCGGCGCGCAGACGUGCGAAUCGCCAUUUUUUCGAUCACCAUCAGCGCGGAGCAAGAUCUGCUCGAGGCUCUGGGAGCUGACCAUUUCCUUGUUGAAGCCACUGGUGCACGAUGCCAGCGGGGCCAACGAACCGGCUGUGACAUUUAUGAACAAUCCAUUUGCCAACGGCGCAUCAUUUGGCGCGUUUGGGUUGAACUUCGAGACAGAGGAUCCGGCGGCCACAGCAUCGGCUGAUCUCGACAACGUCAUCACGUACAUGCACAUUGCAACUGUGAUCUCGGCAACGGAGUAUAAAUCCGCCAGCCUACGUUUCUGGAAUACAGCGUGGUCCAUGGCACGAGAACUCCGACUGGGCACAGAGGUGCCAACCUCCAACAUUGCCCCUUCAAUCGAUCGCUACUUGAAUGGCACAGUUGAUGAAGCUGGCAUGGCAACUCAAUCCUUGGCUAUUAACCCCAUCACCGGCAAUCCUAUCCGUCAAUUUACUGAGGAAGAGCGUGAAGAACGGCGGCGUGUCUGGUGGCUGUUGUAUACCAUGGACCGACACCUGGCGUUGUGCUAUAAUAAGCCGCUCUUCUUCCACGACUCCGAAUGCGACGGGCUGCUGCAACCAAUCGAGGAAGAAAUCUGGCAAGCUGGUGACACCUUUUCCAUUCCAUCCGGUUUCUGCAGCGACCCGUCGUCUCGCUAUUUCCGACAUCCCGGGCCGUCGAUCGAGCUUGCUGGUCCGAGUAUCUUUGGGUAUUUCACACCCCUCAUGACGUUAUUAGGCGAAAUCGUCGACCUCGUCCAUGCUAGGAAUCAUCCUCGAUUCGGAGCCUUCCUUAAUGGUGCAGGGUGGGACAACUCGACGGCGGAGAUCAGCCAGCAUCUAGCCGUGUUCGAACAAAGCUUGCGUGACUUCGAAGCACGCAGCGCUGCUUCGAUCAAAGAUGCGGCCGCUCCCACUGAUUCCACCGCCACCAACGGUAGCGGGCAACCAUCGCAAUCCGUACCGCUUGCCCACGAUGCCGGCACCCCCUCGGCCAAUUCCGUCAGCUCAUCGGCCACCCGCUACAAUGAAACUUCCCUCCGCACCAAGAUCAUCAUCGCUUAUUCCACCUACCUGAUCCAUACCAUGCACGUGCUGCUCAGCGGCAAAUGGGACCCCAUCGACAUGCUCGACGACAACGACCUUUUCAUCUCCUCCCCGACCUUCCUCGCCGCCACGGGCCAUGCGGUAUCCGCUGCCGAGGCCCUGAACGACGUGCUAGAAUACGAUCCGGAUCUGAGCUUCAUGCCGUUUUUCUUCGGGAUUUAUCUACUGCAGGGGAGCUUCCUACUACUGCUCAUCGCGGAUAAGCUGCAGGGUGAGGCAAGUGAGAGUGUGGUGAAGGCGUGCGAAACUAUUGUCAGGGCGCAUGAGGCGUGCGUGGUGACUCUGAAUACGGAAUAUCAGCGAAGUUUUCGGAAAGUCAUGCGAUCCGCUCUGGCCCAGGUGCGUGGGCGCCUAAGCGAGGAAAACAAGGGUGAGCAUCAGGCGAAGCGGCGAGAGGUUCUCUCGCAUUAUCGGUGGGUUAAGGGGGGAGGAGGCCUUGCUGUUUGA
Molecule: messenger RNA, 2643 nt
Organism: Eremomyces bilateralis CBS 781.70
Lineage: Eukaryota; Fungi; Ascomycota; Dothideomycetes; Eremomycetales; Eremomycetaceae
Exons: 3
Coding region: 1-2643 (880 amino acids)
Biological process (GO): DNA-templated transcription; regulation of DNA-templated transcription
Molecular function (GO): zinc ion binding; DNA binding; DNA-binding transcription factor activity, RNA polymerase II-specific
Source: RefSeq, a predicted model, not a curated record